AUGUGGUUUGGUUGCAGUGCAUCGCCAGCGGACGAUCCAACGUCAGAAACGCAGACACAGCUGAAUGAGAAGGAUGAGAAAGUAAAGGCACUUGCAAGUACAAUAGCGGAAAUGGAACGAGAACGGGACACGACGCAAGAAGAAAACAAGAAGCUAGGGCUGGAAACCAAGGCGUUGCAGGAGAAGGUGGAUGUGUUUGUCGAGCAAGGUCAACAGAAAGACAAGGAUAUAGAACAUGACAAACGCCUGGCUGAAGAGAAGCGUGUGAGUGAACAGGAGACCAAUGCCAGCGAUCGGUUACAGGCAAUAGAGGGUGCAGUGGCUGCUGCGAAGGAGGCGCUGAGUGCUGAACACGCGAAACACAUGCAGCAAUACACAAGUGAUAAAGAGACGGAGUAUCAGAGCGAGAAGGAGGGCCUACUGAAGCAGAUAGAAGCCCUACGAAGUAUCGUGCAUGAUGGUCAAGCGGACGGCACGACAGAUACAGGGGAUGGGAAUAGGGAGCUAGACACCCAAAUACAGGAGCUUCAAACGGAAUUAGUGAGCAAGGACGAGAAGAUUGCUAAAUUGCUUGCCCAGUCGAAAACGUUAACCACCAAGCUAGUCACACAGGCACGGCUAGAGAAGGCAUUAAAUGCCGAGAUUGCGGCCCUGAACGAACGCAGCACCCACUUCGAUAGCACAGCACAACAUAACAGUGUCAAUGGUGCGUUGGAGAAUGGCGAAGCGAACCAACAACAAGCAAUGGCGGAGGAGACUCAGAGAAGGUUUGACGAAGCUCAGCAGACAUUGGCUCAGAAGAUAGAGGAGAUAGAGACGUUGACAGCGACCAAUAAAAGCCUGGUGGCUGAGAGGGAUGUGUUUGCGGGUAAAGUGAGCAGCCUCGAAAGCGAACGAAUACAGCUGAAAAGCGACAGCGACAAAUGGAAGAGUGAGAAGAGUGCGUCGGAAGCGGAGCUGAGUGCGAUUGGGCAGGAGAGAGACACACUCAAACAAGAUACGGAGCAGGAAAGAGAUACACUCCAGCAGGAAAUAGCAAAGGAGAAGGAUGACCAUGCUAAGGCUCUCGAGGAAUUGGUUCGCGAGAAAGACAGUGUGACGGAAGAACUGGCAGGUAAGGUGAGUGAACUUGAAAGUGAACAGGCACGGUUCAAGCAGGACAGCGACAGAUGGGAGAGUGAGAAGAGUACGUUGGAAACGGAGAUACGUGCGGUUGUGCAGGAACGAGACUCACUCAAACAAGAUACGGAGCACGAGAGAGAUACACUCAAACAAGCUAUUGAGCAAGAAAGAGAUACACUCCAGCGGGACAUGGCAAAGGAGAAGGAUGACCACGCGAAAGCGCUCGAGGAAUUAGUGCGAGAGAGAGAUGCAAUGAAGGAGUCCCACACGACACUCGAGACCCAAAUAGAGGGCACAGCCAAAACGCUCGAACGUGCUAAACGUAUAGAGGAGAAGGUUGGGCAGCUGGAGAGUGACCGAGAGAAGUUAGAGACAGAGGUGUACAACAAAACUACCGAACUGUACGAGCUGACCACCGAGGUAAGGGGCUUGCGAGUACAAUGUGCCGGUAUGGAUGCGUUGAAGACCGAAUUGGCGCAGGCGAAACAGCGGGUGAGCCGGUUGACGACAGAGGUUCAGGAGAAGAGUGAGUUGUACGACAGCUCACACGCACAGCUGAGCAGCGUCAAGGAGACCUUGCACGCCCGCGUCAGGGAGGUGGAAGAACAGGCCACCAUGAACUUGUUGGCACUCGAGAAGGUAGAGGCAGAGCUGGCGGACGAGAAGGCAAAUUCAAAGAGGUUACUGAGAGAGAAGCAGGAGGCAACGAGUUUGCUGAAAGCGACCAAAAGCACUGUGGAGAUCGAGAAGAAAUCGCUCGCGGAUGUGAAGAAGGAAUUGGCGGACAUGAGUGAAGCCCACGCAUCGGCGCUCAAAAGCAAACUCCAACUGACGGAGCAAGUGGAAGCGCGGAAUGCCGAGAUAGACGCACUGGUGCGUGAGAAGCAAGUGCAGGAAAACGACUACAUGGAGAAACUCAAUGCGCUGCGGACAUCAACAAGUGACGAACGCCAAAAGAUGGUGGAAGAGCAUUCCAAACUGUUGCAGGAGAUGGAUCGCUCACGCAAGGCAAUCUCCGAUGAUCUUGCGGAUGCGAGGAGCGAAUAUGCAGUGCUACAGACCGAGCGUGAUGGCUUGGUGGAACGUGUGCGCGUGCUGGAAGCCGAGGCUGCCACGACCGCAGCUGUUGUGGAGGAAAAUUGUGCGGCCAUCGCGCAAGCCAAGGCAGACGCCGAGAGAGCACAGGACGCAUACGAGUCUGAAGUGGCGGUGCUUAGCCAGAAGGUAGACGACAGCCAGAGGAGAAUAGCCGAGCUGAGAGCGACACACGAGGUGGAGUGUGUAUGCGUGGUUAGGUUAGAUUGGCUGUUGGUUACGUUCGUGAUGUUAUUUGACUUAUUCGAGAGGACUCAAUUACCAAUUGAUCUUUACGCAGGCGUUACGGGUAGCCAAAGAGAAGGAUGA
This is a messenger RNA of Sphaeroforma arctica JP610, 2526 nucleotides long. RefSeq lists its product as hypothetical. Bases 1 to 2526 code for a protein of 841 amino acids. NCBI's taxonomy places the organism in Eukaryota, Ichthyosporea, Ichthyophonida. The transcript has 8 exons. The record is from RefSeq and is a predicted model, not a curated record.